AUGCAUGUCGAGUUUAUUUGUGAGCAACUUGGUCCGAAAACACCAUAUAAAGUAAUUGAAGAAAAAACACUUGUCUCAUCUUCAAAAGCAGAUAUACAGCCAAAAACCCAUAUUCAUGUCACCUUUGCAAUAAUUAGACAUCGUUUAUUCCCUUUGUUGGUUUUAAGAAACAUUUUAAAGUUCCAUCCCAAUAAAAGCCUAGAUAAAUACAAUAGCUUCCUUUCAAAAAAGAGAACCCGAUCAUCUGAAGCUCUCUCUACGUCUGUAGCGGUCGACUUGGAGAAUGAUAUUGAGAUGAAUAACGGAUUUAUUGAGCUGGAAAUAGUCAUGGAAAAGCCGAGGGAUUAUUAUGGCAGUGGAUCCACUGAUGAAGAAACCAAAUAUGAGAAUAAUCCUCGCCUGACUGAUUCCCAAGUUGAUGCCAUCUUACUGCAAGAAAGGACAAAAGAAAAUGAAGUCGAGACUUCAGAGACAGACAACAACACGCUGAAUUGUACUGCCCGUAUAUUUGACUUCAGAAAGAACCAUCAAGAAGAUCAUGUAUACAAUGGAGAUGCUCUUGGAGGCUGUGAAACUACCGGAAAACGACUGGAUUUCCCCAAGCCAGACGCAGUGAUUAACUUUUACUUGCGAGCAAAGAACGAGGUCCCUGUCUUUAAGACCUCUCCAGUCGAGGAUACGAACCGAAAAUCCAAAGUCCAUGAAUUUUCGAUCAACAAGCCAUCCGAAUAUAUUAAGCAUAUUUUGGCAAUCCCUGGCAAGACAUCCCAACUCUCUGCCCUUCCGGACUUUACGGAGAACCAGCGGUUAAACCCCAACCAAGGCAACAAAUGGAAAGAAGACCCAUUAAUCCAGCAUUCUAUGCUCACUUUUGAAGAAUCGGACUAUUGGGUAGGCAACGUUGUCGAAGUUCAAGGCUGCUCAAACCGGUUUCUCUUGGAGAAAUUUUUUACCGAAAACGGAUCCAGCUAUGCCAAUGCUUUCCAGGUAUACGGUGGCCAUGGUCCUUUUCUGAAUCAUCCUGAUGACGCAUACUUCUGGUCGUGUGGAAACUCUACAAACUUUGCUGUCUUUGUUCCCAAGUAUAAGAUGGAAGUGAACAAGUUCCUUUCCAUUGUUCAAAAAGACAGUGGCAGUGGCAGUUUCUUUGGUUUUGGUUUCCCCGUCUCUUCCUGUUAUACCGAGAUUAUCGAUCGUGCUCUUGUCGGUGUCAAAUUUCGCCUGUGGUCCAACACUAGCAAUAUCGAAGAUUUCAAGAGAAUAAUAGCUGGAACCUCCGAUCUUAUGAAAGUGGUCAUCUGCCAACUGAACAUGUAUUCCGAUGAUACCUCUGGAAACGAUUCAAAGCAGUACAACGCAUACGACAAUUACUUGUUGUACUUUGCCGCGAUGGCCCUUGAAGAGAGAAACAAACGGGAGAAUACUCUGUUUGUUUGCACAUCGAAUCAUAUUCUCAAUGCCGUUGAGAUGCUGCCCCCUAUUGCCGACGAUCUUGUUGUCUCGGAGAAAGGUAUCGAGAUGUAUUCUGAAGACCUUGGCGAGUAUGUCUCGUUAGUUACUCCCCUGUUGCUCUUUAUGGGUGACAACCCUAGCCAGUCUCAGCCUGCAAUGCACAAAGGAACAUCAUCAAAGUGUCUUUGCAGAAGAUGUAUUUUCCCUUCUCCUCGUCUGGUCCGGAAGCAUAUAACUGGUGCCCUCCGCUUUUUUCCUGUCGAUCACUUCAGCUGGCCCCAUAGAUCGAAGAACUUCCUUUCCGCCUUUGCCUCCUCUGACAACCAGUCGGAUGUAUACAAAUGUAGUCAUAGCUUUGGCUAUAUAAAGAACGGAAGCGAGGAGUUUUUCAGACUCAAAGCCUUUGACCAGACUAAGGACAUGCCCUUUGAGAUUCUUCACAUGAUCCCACUUGGAUUUAUCGAGUGCCUGUUCAUUUUCUUGUGGAAGCAGCCAGUAUUGACAGCAGUCCAGAAGGAUAGCCUCCAGCGUGAAAUGGCAUCUUACCGAUCCUGUAAAAGCUAUAAUCGAACUUUCCGCAAUCAGCUUUGCCACUCUGGGUCUUUUGUUGGACGCGAUUUCAAGCAAUUGAUUCAAAUACUAUCAGCCUUCCAUGCAGUUGCUAGAUUGUCGUCUUUGGUGUAUAUGCGUGCAAUUCAUGUGGGCUUUGACUACUACCUUAUGCAGAUCCGGAGUGCUGUUGACGAAGUAACCAAAGUGCUCCGUGCGCUAGAUCUUUUUAUCCUGACCACUAAAGAUAAACUCAAGCAACAAGACUUCAGUUUCAAGCCCAAGCUCCACCUUUUGCAUCAAAACGGUGAACAGUUCAACAAGUUCAUCUGUGAGCACUUGUUCAAGACAAACCGCCAGGCAACUUCUAGAGAUGUCACCAAGAAAUUCGCAAAGCAAUUCAUGUGUCGACAUCUUUGCAAUGGUGGAUCCUACAUUGUAGAGAAGCGAGUUGGUAACGGAACACGACCCGUAAGAUAUGUUCCUAGUGAAUUUAUCAAAUGUGCCCCCAUUGAUUUCCCAGCUUUCAAUCUUCACUUCUUUGGCUCCCGUGCUAACAGCGACAACUCUGGCUCAUCGAUUCCAAAUUUGCGCGAUACAUUGGCAGGUGUUUUCCAGGAAAAUGGUCGAUGGUUCCUUGGCCAGGUCUCAAUUGAAGCUCUCAGAGAUGAGAGAAACAGAUUAGUGAGAAAGACGUUCAUGAUGCAAGAGUAUCAAAUGAUACCUAGCGUCAAUGCCAAUACCGUCUACUCUCGUAAUGUAGUAACAGAUCCCUACGGCAACAUUGAAUUUGAUGAGAACGAAGUCGUGGUGAUCCAGGCCGUCGAUAUCCACGUAACCCGUGUACCUGAUAGUAGCCGCAGACUUCUUAACGUUCCAAAGUUUGGCAUGUUCUGGUGGAUGUUGGUAAACAUUUCCAAUAUUGACUGA
Phycomyces blakesleeanus NRRL 1555(-) is the source of this 2931-nucleotide messenger RNA. RefSeq lists its product as hypothetical. The record is from RefSeq and is a predicted model, not a curated record. NCBI's taxonomy places the organism in Eukaryota, Fungi, Mucoromycota, Mucoromycetes, Mucorales, Phycomycetaceae. The transcript is spliced from 8 exons. The coding region runs from base 1 to 2931 and encodes 976 amino acids.